AUGGAAAUGAACAAAGGAUGGGGCUGCGAUAUCGCUCUUUGGCAAGUCCACGAUACGGAGAAUGAUUGCGAUCUGAUCAUCCGAUCUAAUUCUGGCCACGUAUUCUACUGUCAUAUUUGCCCCAGUCAAUUCAUUCGAUCUCCGUCCGUCGAAGCGCAGUAUUUCAAGUGUCUCCAGCUCUUGAGAUCUGGCGAAGUCGAAAUCGACGAUUUCUAUGAGGAUGACGCAUUCGAGUGGCUGUUGGGCUGCUUUGAGCCUUUAAUAUCCAAUCUCGCAUCGUCCUCGGGCCCUGAGGUCGUUGCAGAACCAACAUUGGCCGAUUACUUCUUCCCCAAACAAGCCUUUGUCUGUAACUUGACCGCCGUGGAUGACAAGUUAAUGCCCCAAGACCUUGGCACAAAGAACCACGAUUGGGGUAGCCCUAUCGUCAAGUUCGAUGCUGAUUUCCUACAAGAUCUCAUCACUUGGACUGAAUGCUACACACCAUCUCAAGUUAAGAUAUGCUACGCCGGACCAGACGAGAGUUUGAUCAAACCGCCGAAGCGUACCGCCGUAAUUGGUGAAGAUGGGCAUUCCAUCACUUGCUUCUUCAAGAGGUUUGGACUUACCUUUGGCCCACGGCAUGCAAGAGAGGAACUCACGACAUUGAGGAAGAUCAUCGAGGCCCAGAUACCCCCAGCUCCCGAAGCAUAUAUCUGCCGUGUCAUAGGCGUGGUUCGGGAAGGCGAUGGAUUGCUUGGAAUGUUAUUCACCUGGAUACCUAGCAAGGGCGUGUUGUCAAGGGCUCGAGCUUCAGUGAGUCCUCCAGAGUUGAGAAAGCGAUGGGCUUCUCAGAUCCAUGGAUCAGUAGAUCUUCUACACCAGAAGGGCAUCGUGUGGGGUGACGCCAAAGCAGCGAAUGUUCUCAUAGAUCAGAAUGAUGAUGCUUGGGUUGUUGAUUUUGGAGGAGGUUACACCGCGGGCUGGGUAGAUGAAGAUAAGGCUGGGACAUUCGAAGGUGAUAGGCAGGGCCUAGCGAAGAUUCUUGAUAUGUUGGUGCAACUUGAGUAG
Fusarium fujikuroi IMI 58289 is the source of this 1050-nucleotide messenger RNA. RefSeq lists its product as uncharacterized. The transcript has a single exon. Lineage: Eukaryota; Fungi; Ascomycota; Sordariomycetes; Hypocreales; Nectriaceae. Gene Ontology annotation, biological process: protein phosphorylation. The record is from RefSeq and is a predicted model, not a curated record. Gene Ontology annotation, molecular function: ATP binding; protein kinase activity. The coding region runs from base 1 to 1050 and encodes 349 amino acids.